AUGGUGUGCCAGCAUAUGGAGCAGGUAAUCCAGACGGCAAAGGUAGGCGAGGCGGUUGUGAAAGAAUGUAUUACUGUGCGUUACCUGAUCAGAAACUGUGAUGCUAAAGACCGAUAUCUUAAAGCAAUGAGAUGCUCUGAAUGUUUUCAGAUCAAUUGUGGGAAUACGUUUAUGUGUCUUCAGUGUGGGUUUGUAGGAUGUUGGAACGAAAACCACUUCUUACAUCAUAGCAAAAAAGUGGGGCACAUAUUUGGAGUGAAUGCUACUAAUGGUCUCUUAUUUUGUUUUCGUUGCUGUGAUUACAUUGGCGAUAAUGAAUUGGUUCGAAUGGAUAUCAUGCCUAAGUACUGGGAUGAGGUUUUGUUACGAAGUUCGAUUCCAAGUGUGGAUGGCAAAGACGGGUUGCUUGGCUUGGUGAACAUGGGGUCUACUUGUUUUAUGAGUAGUGUAAUACAGACGCUAGUGCAUAUUCCACAUGUUUUGCAACAUGUGCUGAAGCAGACCCAUCAAUCGACGUGUGAUAUCCAGGACAGUAUCGCCUGUGUAUCCUGUGCUGUUGACGAAAUAGUGGCAAACUUAUACGGGUAUCCGAAACCUAAUGCCGUUACUAAGAGCUCAGUCGGGCAAUAUUCACAUAUAUCAAGUACUUUUUCAAGGCAGCAGAAGGGGUUUAUUGAUUUAUUGACAUGCUCUUGGAAAAUAAAUAAGAAUUUGGCAGGUUACACGCAGCAAGAUGCACAUGAAUUCUGGCAGUUCUUACUGAACCAGUUGCAUUCAGACCACGUGAGAGCACACAAACCUUCAUCAAAUAAUUCUAAUUGUGAAUGUAUCCUUCAUUUGCUUUUUCAGGGCUACUUGGAGUCUAAUAUCGCUUGCUCUGAAUGUCAUACGAACAGCAAAACCACGGUUGAUCCGAUAAUGGAUUUAUCUCUGGGAAUCCAAAAUAAAUCUACAUUACAUGAAUGUUUAAAUUCCUUUCAUAAAAGGGAGCCACUGACCGAUUUUAAUUACUGCUGUAAGAAAUGCAAAUCGACCAAGAAUCCAAUAAGACAGUUGACGACGGCUAAAUUACCGCCUGUGCUAAUGCUACAACUAAAGAGGUUUGAACACUUAAUGAACGGUACUAGUGUCAAAAUAAAUGAUUACAUAUCGUUUCCAUUGCAUUUGAAUAUGAAAGACUACUGUAAACCAGUAGAUUGUCUGCAUCCCGUCCCUAAUAUGAUGUAUAAGUUGUCUGCUAUUAUUUCACACCACGGUACCGUCCAUCAAGGACAUUAUACGACAAUUUGUAGGAUAAACGGGGAUAUAUGGGCUAAAUUCAAUGACUCGAUGGUCACUGUAAUAUCUGAAGAAGAUAUGUUAAAAGAGCAAGCAUAUUUGCUGUAUUACGUUAUUUGCUAA
This is a messenger RNA of Eremothecium cymbalariae DBVPG#7215, 1401 nucleotides long. RefSeq names its product ubiquitin-specific protease UBP8 (gene UBP8). Gene Ontology annotation, biological process: protein deubiquitination. Bases 1 to 1401 code for a protein of 466 amino acids. NCBI's taxonomy places the organism in Eukaryota, Fungi, Ascomycota, Saccharomycetes, Saccharomycetales, Saccharomycetaceae. Gene Ontology annotation, molecular function: zinc ion binding; cysteine-type deubiquitinase activity. The transcript has a single exon. The record is from RefSeq and is a predicted model, not a curated record.